AAUCGGGUAUGUCGUCAGAUUUUGUGGUCAAGUAUGCGUCAGUCAUCUGCUAAGCAUUUCAGAAGGGGAAGCGAGGAGGCGAUCUAUGGAAAUGGAUUUUAUAAACCGACUCAGCCCCAAAGAGAUACAACUCGUUAGCGAAAAGCAGAGCACGCACCCGGACUGUGAACUCUUAGGUCACCAGCACUCCGGCUCCCGGGCGCAUCAGCUUAAGCAUCCCGGCGAUUAUUUCAAGAACCUACCACUCCACCGAGCCCAAGAGGCGCUUCCGAAAACGCGUUAUAUCUUGCGCCGGCUUUGGGGACAGGAGCCAAAAUAGACACGAUUACUCACCCGCUCCCCAAAUCUCGAGCUUUCACCGUUUUCUUGUGGCUCAUCACGAUCGAAAAAUUCCAGUUAAUCGAAGCAAAAUCGAUGGAUUUAAGACAAGGACAUUACGGCCCCCUUGCUGUUUUAUUAGCUACCCUGCUGCACACCCUGAGAGUCUCUGCCUUCAACGUGACUGACGCCUCCUCUGCUACCGCCAUCCAGAGAACAUACGAACUGACUAAAUAUCUGGAGCAUCAGCUUAGCACACUGACUGUCAGUUAUCUAACCUACUUGGGACCACCAUUCAAUGAUCCUGACUUCACUCCACCCCGCCCCAACAAUUCAGCUUCUCUUCCCAGUGCUGCAACACGUCUGGAUCUUUGGAAAGGACUGGAUAACCGCCUGCGACUGUCUGAGAACCACCGAGCCUACAGUAUCCUUCUGGGUGCUCUGAAAGGACUGGCAGCUGGGACCCUUUGCCCAUCUCUUCAAAGGUCUCUUCAGCACUUCUGCACGGGUUUGCACGGCCUACUGGUAAGCAUUGCUGGGGUCAUGACCUCACUGGGGUAUCCACCCCCUUUGCCAAGUGGAGAAGACAUCCCCAACUUUUUUACCCCCAGGCCUGGAGGUUUGUAUCGAGGAGGAGGACAUCCAUCUGGCUUUGGAAGGGCUUUUCUCACGACACCAAGUCUUGCGCUAGCAGAUUUUCACAGCAGAGAUUCACCUUUCUUAAAUGAGAAACCAGUACGAUUUUCAGAAAGAGAUGCUAGGUACCUAAGCCUUGGAGCUGGUGUUUCCCAGCGAGAUUACCCCCGGGAAUACUUCCCUGGAAAAUUCCUUAGCAGAAUUCCAGUCACCACGGGUUCAGCUCCACCCGUGGAAAAGCCUCCCACGAGAAACUUGACACAGUUUGAGGGCAGUUCCUCUCCCGCCAGAAGGCGGCAGACUUUAUGGGGCGAAGGUAAUGGACCUUACGCUUCUUACCUUGUCCCCGAAACACACACUCUGAGUGACUUCUCCAGAAAAAUGGGAGGCUUUUGGGUGCUGAAGGAACUCCAAACGUGGCUCUGGCGAUCAGCCAAAGACUUCAAUCGACUCAAGAAGAAGCUGCCCAUCCCACGGAGGCGAAGCUAGUAUUUAAAGUCAGGGUUCAAUUUGGUUAAUUGGGGUUCUCGAGAGGUUAGUAAGGACCAGGUCAGGGGUUGAUUAAAAAUGGGGAUGGGGUUAAUGGGGAUUGGCAGGGUGGGUCUUGGGCUCUGAUUGUGAUUGGAGGAGGGGUAGAUGGAGAUUGGAGGGAGGUUGGUUAGAAAUUGGGAUAUGUCAAAUAGGGGGGCAGGGUGGGAUUUCAGAACUUUGAAAGCUGUAGAAGAAAAUUCUUUCAGAUUGAAGGCAAAGAAAAGGUUCACGAAAUGUCAUUGCCAGGCAUGCCUCAGAAAGCCGGAGUGGUUUUACUGAUUUAUUUUUUUUUUCCCUUAAUCAGAUUUGAACUGCCGCUUAAAAUCGUGCCAUUGGUUUUCCCAGUCUGUUUACAUUCCACUUCGCUAGUGAUUUCCUGGUGCUGACCUCCCUGGGAUUUUUUUUUUUUUGCUUGCGUCGGCUGCUUCAAGACUAUCUCUCCUUUUUAACCUUUCCCUAUUUUUCCACCUUGUUCCAAUUACAUAUUGACAAAUUUUAAUGGGCUUUUUUUGACUACUUGCACAUUUUGAAAAUGCUUUUAAACUUUUCGGGCGGGUUGCAGCUCCACAGUCUGUUCUAAUUUUGCCCCACUGGGUUUUAUUAGAAUUUCUUUGUUCCGCUGGAGGUAAAGUUCAACAUAUCCUCUUCGUUUUUUUUUUUUGUCUGUUCUCGUUCUGCGUGCGAUGUUUUACGGGCCAUUCCUCUGGGAAGCGCACAUGUUCAUAGCCUGCCCUGGAAUCCCUUUUCAUUGGUAAUCGCUCCAUGCUGGUCGGAAACUGGACUUUUAUAGCUGUGCAACCACAGACGCAUCAAGUUGCUGGGUUAUGGCAUUUAAACUCAUCCUUGUUUUAUAUUCAUUCAUAUAAUUAAAAAAAAGCAUCCGUGGUGUGACUGUUAAAUUAGAAAGAGGGCUCACUGAAGUCAGCUUACAUGUCUGCACAGGGAAUUAGCAAGAACGUCUCUUCGCCAUUUUACAAUGAACCCUUGAUCCUGCCAUAACUGAUGGAAAGUACAGUACAUGCAGAUGAAUCGAGACAUGACAAAGUCCACUCAGCCACCAUGGCUUUACAUUGCUAAGUACAGGCAAGAAAAGUCCCACUAAGAAGAAAUGCAAUGCAACUUCUAUGCCAUCUACCGGCAUGAGUGCCAAAAACGCAUUGUGGCCUGUAGGGGGCCUCAGUCGCAGUUACACCACAACAGUCCCAGUUCAAAUAAAGUCCAUUUUUAAUUUAAACACAACCUUCAUAUACGCUUUUUCCAUUCAAAAUACUGCACCAGUCUUUCUCCUCUUUUUCUCUGCAUUAACUCUUUCCUCCGAAUUGAGUGGAGAGCUCUCUUUUAACUGUGGACCAGGGAUUGCUUUCAGUGCUUAAUCUAUUGCUGGGAAGGACUUCUGGGUCAGGGAGAACCACCAUGGUUCUUGUAUCAACACUAUUCAAGAGCUCCCCCUGGCGGCCCUCAUCGAACGCAACAGGGCAGUCCCGUGGGCCUACGACUCCAAAUCUGCCCUCUUGGUGUCCAUAUUUGGGCUUGCCAGAUUGGAUACUGCCACCUAGUGUAUGGCGCCGGGGGGUUUCGGUCGCUCUGCCUAAAGCAGGAUGUCAGCCACUGUGCUGAUCGUCCCAGUUCCAGAGUCCAUCCCGCUGUAGCCGCUGUGACAUCCUUCCUCCUCCAUGUGCUGGCAUGGAGACAGGGCUGGAUUAACUGUUAAGUAAAAUAAACACAUGCUUAGGGAAUCAAGAGAAGGGGGGACCCCACAGAAAUUUUCUACUGCUGGAUUUCCCAUGGACCAUAUAGUGGAAAACUGCAAAUGGUGCAACUGAGCCGGGUUCUACAAAAAAUGGCUCCCACAUUAAAUAAAAAAAAAUAUGUACAUAUAUAGGGUGGGCCAUAAGUUUCCAUACAUAGGAAAAAUGAACAUU
This is a messenger RNA of Polypterus senegalus (gray bichir), 3407 nucleotides long. RefSeq names its product cardiotrophin-like cytokine factor 1 (gene clcf1). Lineage: Eukaryota; Metazoa; Chordata; Cladistia; Polypteriformes; Polypteridae. The transcript has 3 exons. The record is from RefSeq and is a predicted model, not a curated record. The coding region runs from base 415 to 1443 and encodes 342 amino acids.